This is a messenger RNA of Molossus molossus (Pallas's mastiff bat), 756 nucleotides long. Its product is annotated as EF-hand calcium-binding domain-containing protein 1-like. Lineage: Eukaryota; Metazoa; Chordata; Mammalia; Chiroptera; Molossidae. The transcript has 6 exons. Gene Ontology annotation, molecular function: calcium ion binding. The record is from RefSeq and is a predicted model, not a curated record.
AUGUUGCCAUGGUCACAUACUGUGUUGGGUGUGACAUAGUGAGCUGGAAACAGUAGCAGGCCGAGAUGCCCCGGCUUGGAGCCAGGCUGUCUGAGAAGUCUGCAUUGUGUUGAAGCCACAUUCAGCAUGGAACAGAAGGCUCUGAGGAAACUGGUAGAAUCCAUCAGCAAAACUGUCAAGAGCUUAAAAAAAAGUGAAGUAGAAUGUCUCAUAAUACUUUUUCACGACUGGGUGGAAAGAGCUGAUGUGAGACUUGAUAACGUCGGUCUAGAUCGGAACACAUUUCAAAUGAUCCUACACAGCUUGUUUGGAAUGACUGAUGAUAAGCUAAUGAAUAGGGUAUUUUUUGCGUUUGACAAAGACAGUGAUAACUGCAUAAAUGUAAAUGAGUGGGUUAAAGGAGUAUCAGUGUUUCUUCGAGGGACUUUUGAAGAAAAGCUGAAGUUCUGUUUUGAAGUAUAUUAUUUGAAUGGUCAUGAUGGUUACAUUUCUCAAGAGGAAGUAUUUGACAUGUUGAAGAACAGUCUACACCAGUCUGAGGAAGACACUGAUGAAGGAAUAAGAGAAUUGGUAGAGAUAACACUGAAGAAAAUGGAUUAUGACAACGAUGGCAAGAUAUCUUUUGCAGACUUUGAAAAAGCAGUGACAGAAGAGAGACUUUUGUUGGAAGUGUUUGGACAAUGUUUACCAGAAGCAAAGAUUUGUCUUGAUUUUGAAGCUCUGGCAUUCAAACAUGUCUUAACUUCUAGUUUUUAA